AUGGAUUUCACAUUGGAUCACGGAGAGAGCAGAGUGAACAGUCCAGGAAGAUUGACGGAUUUUUACUUGCAAACCUGCGCAGAACUCAAAAAAAAACCCAACCCAUACAUUCAGGAAGUGAUUCGCCAGACUGACCGCCUCCCACCAGGGACUAUGUAUGGGGGAUUCACAUUGACUCUCAAUGGAAACACACGGCUUUUCCCUAACCAUAAACCAACGGAUGAUGAUGCUGCAGUUCUGGUUCAUGUCCUACAUCGACAUACCUAUAUCACAGGCAUUGAUUUACAAUACAGCAACUUGACAAACUGUGGAGCGGAAAUGUUUGGAAAAUUGCUUCUGGACAGCACCACGCUUACUGAUCUCAACCUGAUGUGUAAUGAGAUUGGCAGCCAUGGAGCUAAAUGGUUGGCCAAAGGUUUACAGUUCAACAGAUCUCUGAAGAAUCUGAGGAUGAAUGGGAAUAAAAUUGGCAACAAAGGUGGAAUGCACUUUGCUACAAUGCUUCAGCUAAACUGUACUUUGGAAUCUCUAGACCUUGGUGACUGUGAUUUGGAAAUUCAAAGCCUAAUUGCCUUAGCAACAGUUCUGCACCACAACAAAUCUCUCAGAGCCAUUGAUGUAGGUCGUCCAAUUAUUCACACUAUUCAGGAAGAGGAAACUGUCCACAUGGCCCAUAUGCUUCAAGUUAACCACACUCUUCAGGAGUUGCAUUUAAUAAAAAUGGGAAUGACAAACUUUGGAAUACAGCAACUUUGUGAUAAACUGGUUCACAACCAGAGUCUCCGACUCCUCGAUCUCCAUUGUAACCAGAUAUCCUCUGAUGGAGCAAAGUCUUUGGCUGAGCUGCUGAAACACAACACUCCCUUGAAGAUUCUGGAUUUGGCUGCCAACAGAAUUGAGGAUGAUGGACUGGUUUGCAUUAGUGAUGCUCUUCGAUACAUGAAUGAUCAGCUUGUAGCAUUAUCUGUGGCCAGGAAUAACAUUUCUGGCAUUGGACUAAUGGCACUUGCAAAUGCCUUGAAAUCUAACAACACAUUAACCAAUGUCUAUGUCUGGGGCAAUAACUUCGAUGAAUCAGCCUCCAUAGACUUUGCAAAACUGAUAAAAGCUGGGCGUUUGAAGCCAAAACGAACAGACAUUAGCCCAUACUGGAUUGAUGGAAGAGUCUACCUUUCUGAGUUAGCUCAUGGGCUGCAAAUGUAUUAUUACUGGACUCCCUUGUAUGGCGAUAUAGAUGAGGCAGCUUGUAAUGCCAACACAUACCUGCUGAAAGAUCCAAAUACUUCCUUAAGCCAGAUCGAUAUAGAAGAAUCUGUAGAUACUUCCAGCAUUGAAGGAAGCCAAUCUUUCUAACGUCUUUCUGACAGCUCUUUCUAGCAGCUAUUCAAUGAACCCCAUUCAUCUGCUUUUUAUCACUUCAUAAUCCUGAAAGUGUUCAUUUUUAAAAUAUGCAAUCAAACCCCUUUUGAAAGUUACCAUUGAAUCUACUCUACCAGCCCUUCAGACAGUACAUUCCAGAGGACAACAACUCACCGCAUAAAAUGUAUUCUCAUCUCCCGUGAUUCCUUUGCCAAUUACCUCAAAUCUAUGUCCUUUAAUUAUUGAUCCUUGUGCAAGAAGAAACAAUUUCUUCUAGUUUUCUAUUUUGAACUCCUCAAUCAAAUCUCAUAACUUACUCUGCCUAUGGAAAAUAGCCAGAUUCUCCUAUCUCCCCAUAUAUCUGAAAUCCCUCGUUCCUGAAAACAUAUUUGUGAACCUCCUUCCUAAAGCAUAGUGACCGAAAGUGAACACAAUACUGCAGCAGAGCCUGAACCAGUUCUUUAUAAAGUGUUUACCACAAAUUGCUUGGUUUUGCACUCUGUGCCUCAAUUUAUUAAGCCAAGGAUUCAGAUGUCUGUUUAACAACUUUAACUUGUCACCUCUAAGGAUUUCUGUACGAUAAAACCCAGAUCCAUCAGUUUGCACACCUGCUUUAAAAUUGAACCAUUUAAACGUAUGUAGCCUCAGAUUGUUUGAAGUAAGUAGUAUUGGUAUAA
Rhincodon typus (whale shark) is the source of this 2036-nucleotide messenger RNA. It is a transcript of the gene lrrc34, whose product is annotated as leucine rich repeat containing 34. The record is from RefSeq and is a predicted model, not a curated record. The coding region runs from base 1 to 1353 and encodes 450 amino acids. The transcript is spliced from 11 exons. Lineage: Eukaryota; Metazoa; Chordata; Chondrichthyes; Orectolobiformes; Rhincodontidae. Gene Ontology annotation, molecular function: protein binding.